Molecule: messenger RNA, 2529 nt
Organism: Tinamus guttatus (white-throated tinamou)
Lineage: Eukaryota; Metazoa; Chordata; Aves; Tinamiformes; Tinamidae
Source: RefSeq, a predicted model, not a curated record
CCAGGGCAAAUCUCAUUAGACACCAGGGAAAUGGGCUUAUAUUCAACUCCAGAGGAAACAAACCAUCUGGAAAAUUUGAAUGAAAUGUUUAUUGCUUUUGCUUCUUUAUUCUUCAUCUUAGUCUCAAUCACAACCUUUUGCCUGGAAACACAUGAGGCUUUCAAUACUAUUAUAAACAAAACCGAGCAGGUCGUCAAUGGGACAGAAGCCAUUCUACAGUAUGAAAUUGAGACAGAUCCGGCUCUGACGUACGUGGAAGGAGUCUGCGUGGUGUGGUUUACAUUUGAAUUUUUAGUCCGCGUUAUUUUUUCCCCAAACAAACUUGAAUUCAUCAAAAACCUGCUGAAUAUCAUUGACUUUGUGGCCAUCCUGCCCUUCUACCUAGAAGUGGGCCUGAGCGGGCUCUCCUCCAAAGCUGCUAAGGACGUGCUUGGUUUCCUCAGGGUGGUAAGGUUUGUGAGAAUCCUGCGCAUCUUCAAGCUCACCCGGCACUUUGUGGGCCUCCGGGUGCUGGGCCACACUCUGCGAGCCAGCACCAAUGAGUUUUUGCUGCUGAUAAUAUUCCUGGCACUAGGUGUUUUGAUAUUUGCCACCAUGAUCUACUACGCGGAGCGUGUGGGCGCCCAGCCCAACGACCCCUCAGCGAGCGAACACACACAGUUCAAAAAUAUCCCCAUCGGCUUCUGGUGGGCCGUGGUCACCAUGACCACCCUGGGGUACGGGGAUAUGUAUCCGCGGACCUGGUCGGGCAUGCUGGUGGGGGCCUUGUGCGCUUUGGCUGGGGUGCUGACCAUAGCCAUGCCCGUGCCUGUUAUCGUUAACAAUUUCGGAAUGUACUACUCCCUCGCGAUGGCAAAGCAGAAACUGCCGAGGAAGCGGAAGAAGCACAUCCCUCCGGCCCCUCAAGCCAGCUCCCCCACGUUCUGCAAGACGGACUUGAACAUGGCCUGCAAUAGCACGCAGGGGGACAUCUGCCUGGGCAAGGACAACCAGCUGAUGGAGCACAACAGGUCAUCAGCCACCGUGUCCCACCCUGUUGAAUUCCAUGGUGUUUUGCCUCAGUGUCUGUCUCUUGUAUCAGCUUUGCCUAUGCCACAUAGUGGGCUGUUAAACAAGAUCCUAAAAAGAAGCAGCCACUUACAAGGAACAGUGUUAUCAGGUGAAGACAGUGCAGGAAGUGAGCAGCCACUCUCACCUGGUGAAAGGCUCCCUCCCAUCAGACGCUCUAGUACCAGAGACAAAAACAGAAGAGGGGGAACAUGUUUCCUACUGACAACAGGUGAUUACACGUGUGCUACUGAUGGAGGGAUCAGGAAAGAUAACUGCAAAGAGGUUGUCAUUACUGGUUACACGCAAGCAGAAGCCAGAUCUCUUUCUUAAUGGCUUGGGGAAGGCACAAAACAUGCAAGAAAGUGUUGUACAGAAUUUAUCAUGGAUUUUUGACUGCUGAAAAAGGGACAAUGGAAUUUAGCCAUACCAAGGACUGUACUGGAAAGAGACUCCUGCUGCUGAAUGGGCCCUGAUUAACAGCUCACACCCUGAGGAGGUCACUGAGACUUUACAUGGGAAGUAGACCUUGUGAAGGAAGAUUAAAGAUCGCUCAUGAUUACUGCUGCCAGAGGAAGGGGUGCCUAGUCACUGUUGAGUCAGCUGUAAAUAAAAUGUGUGUGCAUGGAAUAUCAGUUUUUAUCUAUAUCAAGGAAAGCUGAGUUCAAGUCAUCAUUGCUAAGGCUCCAUGCAAAGACCCACACCCCUAUGUAUAUCCUUCCUGGUUCCCGCAGUAAGUUGUGCUGUGGAUCAUACAAAGACACAUGCCUCCAAUGAUAGUGAUGUAAACUACAUCUGUCUUGACUUGCAUCAUAAUAAUGGUAUAUUUUGCAAAAGUCACAAAUAUGGACAGAGUAUGUUUGCAUAAAUCUUUGCUUCCUCCGUUUGCCAUGAUCUAUAUUUAUAUGAAUUCUAGCGUACCUGCCAAAUCUUAAAUUUACUCUUCACUUUGAUAAGAGAAAUGUGACUGCAGACAAACAUCACUGACUUUGUUCACAGCACACAGUCUUUUUUCAUUGUUACCUCAGACUAUAGUAUUAUGAGAAAUAAAAAUCUGGCAGCAAGAAUUUCUUUUUUUAUUAAAAGUGUUGCAAACCCAACAUCAGUAAGUAUGUAAGAUGUAUUAAAAUAAUAUCCGAAAAAAUGUAUAUUUUACAUAAAAGAGAUAUUCUUUGAUCAGUUACUUUUUGUGAUUUUUGUGGUAAAUGGAACCAGUCUAUUCUAUGUUUAUGAAGCAUUGUAGUGGUACGAUGUGAUAAUUGCGCUCUCUCCAUCCUAUUCAAUGAGAAAUUCUCCAGAAUUUGUUUGUCACCCUGGUGUCCCGAUUGCGGGGACACAUCCCAGUUGUGAAACUCUGUAUCGUGGAACUUCUGUGAACAUGUCAAGGUGCAUGCACAAUCCUGGUGGAAGCCAGUGGAAAUGUACUAUCUAUCUGAAUUGGAGAAUAAAAGGCGAAAGAUCUGGGGAGGAACUUGGAACAUA